UGCAGAUAAUGCUCGUGCUCGUGAGCCGGCCAACACACAAGUCUCUACAUUCGAUUUGUGUUUACUUGAACUCGAACAGUAUUUGUGCUGGAGAGGCGGGGCACGGACGCACUGGCUGAUAAUAAACCAGACACAUGUGCAUUGUGCAUUUAUACACAAAACAAUACGUAAAGCCAAUGUGAGCGUUCCUAAUACAAUUAGUGCCUUAGUGUAGUUAUAGAUUUUUUAUUAGAUCAAACAAUAGUGUGCCUUAGUAUAGAUAGAGUUCAACCAUAGACCAACAAGAUGUCAAAUAAAGAGGAUCUGAUUGUUGAGAAAUUGAGUAUUCAUGGAAGCGCAGUUAAGUUAAGACGAGAAAUCGGAUUAUUUUCGGCAGUUAAUUUGAUAAUUGGUGUAAUGAUUGGAUCUGGGAUUUUUGUAUCACCUGCUUCAGCCCUUGAAUAUUCUGGUUCAGUGGCACUUUGUCUUAUCAUAUGGACAGUAUCGGGCAUAAUUUCCUUACUAGGAGCUUUAUCCUUCGCCGAACUUGGAACUGUUCUUGGAAAAUCUGGGGGUGAAUAUGCAUAUUUCCAAGAAGCAUUUGGCAAACUACAUAAGUUUUGGGGACCACUACCAUCAUUUAUAUGUGCGUGGAUUUACACACUGAUAUUAAGACCCGCAGAAGUAGCAGUAAUAAUAAUGACUUUUGCUGAGUACGCUAUUCAACCUUUCACUACACAUUUGCAAACUGAGGACAGAGCGAUGACUAUUAAACUUACUUCGAUUGCAGCUUUGUUUGUGAUGACCUAUAUCAACAUUACGAGUGUGAAACUGUUUGUUAAAGUACAGAAUGUAUUUGGAGUUUUCAAGAUAUUUGCAUGUCUUAUUGUCAUUGGAGGCGGAGCAUAUCAAAUUAUUAAAGGUGACACGGGCUACCUGAGCCAGGGCUUCCAGGGCAGUUCCACCAGCCCCGGGUCCAUCGCGCUGGCGCUCUACUCCGGGCUGUGGGCCUACGACGGCUGGAACAGCGUCACUGUGGUUACUGAGGAGAUCAUCAACCCCUCCAGAAACGUCCCGCUAAGCAUAGCCAUAGCGGUUCCCGUCAUCACAGCCAUCUAUGUCUUCAUGAACGUGGCCUACAUGUCUGUGCUGAGCUACUCCGAGAUGACGUCAGUUCCGGCGGUGGCGGUGGCGUUCGGGGCGCGGGUGCUAGGCCCAGCCGCCUUUGUGAUACCUCUGGGGGUGGCGAUAGCGACCUUUGGAUGCGCCAUGAGCGUGCAGUUUGGGGUUACUCGGGUGUGCUACUCGGCGGCGCAGGGCGGCCACAUGCUGGAGGUGUUCUCCUACGUGCACAUGACCAAGCGGACUCCGGCGCCCGCCGUCGCCUUCCAAGCAAUGCUGACCGCCAUAUUCCUCAUCAUCGGCAACAUUCGCACCCUCAUAGAGUUCGCCUCUUGGUACCUCUGGUUCUUCUACGGUGCUUGCAUGGUGGCGCUACUAGUCCUGAGAAAGACCCACCCACACAAACACAGGCCAUACAGGGUGCCCACAAUCGUGCCCUGCUUCGUGUUGCUAGUGGCAAUAUUCCUGUCAGUGUUGCCAAUAGUUCACGAUCCGUCGGUUAAGUACCUACUCGCUGUGGGCCUGUUGGUCGCCGGGUUCGUCGUUUAUGUUGUCUUUGUUUAUCAUAAAAAGACGCCGUCUAUGCUUAUACGCCACUUCACAAUUACGACGCAAAAACUAAUGAUGAGCGUCCCUCCAGGCGCUCAGAAAGACUGAUCCUUUUUUAUAAGUACAGUUAAUUGUAAAUAUUAUAUAGUACAAAAGUUGAAAAGUAAUAAAAAUUAUCAAACG
This is a messenger RNA of Plutella xylostella (diamondback moth), 1833 nucleotides long. Its product is annotated as b(0,+)-type amino acid transporter 1. The record is from RefSeq and is a predicted model, not a curated record. Gene Ontology annotation, cellular component: membrane. NCBI's taxonomy places the organism in Eukaryota, Metazoa, Arthropoda, Insecta, Lepidoptera, Plutellidae. Gene Ontology annotation, molecular function: L-amino acid transmembrane transporter activity. Gene Ontology annotation, biological process: amino acid transmembrane transport.